Chlorella variabilis is the source of this 1309-nucleotide messenger RNA. RefSeq lists its product as hypothetical. The record is from RefSeq and is a predicted model, not a curated record. The coding region runs from base 1 to 1041 and encodes 346 amino acids. Gene Ontology annotation, cellular component: cytoplasm. Gene Ontology annotation, biological process: trans, trans-farnesyl diphosphate biosynthetic process. The transcript has 10 exons. Gene Ontology annotation, molecular function: dimethylallyltranstransferase activity; (2E,6E)-farnesyl diphosphate synthase activity. NCBI's taxonomy places the organism in Eukaryota, Viridiplantae, Chlorophyta, Trebouxiophyceae, Chlorellales, Chlorellaceae.
AUGCCUUCCUCCCUCCUGCAGGAGUUCCUCAAGGUCUUCGAGCAGCUGCGGGAUGAGAUUGUGAACGAUGAGCUGCUGGCGGGCCAGCCCGAGGCGUCGAAGCAGUGGGUCAAGGAGAUGAUGGACUACAAUGUGCCGCUGGGCAAGCUCAACCGCGGCAUGGCGGUGCUGGAUGUGGUGCAGUCCCUGGCUGAGGCCAAGGGGGCUGCGCCCAGCGCCGAGGACGAGUUCCGGGCCAACGCCCUGGGCUGGUGCAUCGAGUUCCUGCAGGCUUACUUCCUGGUGGCCGACGACAUCAUGGACAGCAGCAUCACGCGGCGCGGGCAGCCCUGCUGGUACCGCCGGCCCGAGGUGGGCAUGGUGGCCAUCAACGACGGCAUCAUCCUGGAGGCCUGCAUCUUCCGCAUCCUCAAGAAGCACUUUGGCGCGCUGCCCUGCUACGUGCACCUGCUGGAGCUGUUCCACGAGGUGACCUUCAAGACGGCACACGGCCAGCUGCUGGACACAACCACCGCGCCCAUCGGCACGGUGGACCUGUCGCGCUACACCUUGGACACCUACCUGCGCAUCGUCACCUACAAGACAGCCUUCUACACCUUCUACCUGCCCGUGGCAUGCGGCCUGCGCCUGGCGGGCAUCACCGACCCCGCUGCCUACAAGCUGGCGGAGGACAUUUGCUUGCAGAUGGGGCGGUACUUCCAGAUCCAGGAUGACUACCUGGACUGCUUUGGCGACCCCGAGGUCAUCGGCAAGAUCGGCACCGACAUCCAGGACAACAAGUGCUCCUGGCUGGUGGUGCAGGCGCUGACGCGGGCCAGCGAGGAGCAGAAGGCGGCCAUUGAGGAGAGCUACGGCAAGGAUGAGGAGGCGGCGGUACAGCGGGUGAAGGAGGUGUACCGCCAGCUGGACCUGGAGGGCCUGUUCAAGAAGUACGAGCAGGACAGCCACGACCAGCUUGUGAAAACGAUCGAGGGGCAGGACCUGCUGCCACAGGGCGUGUUCACGAUGCUGCUCAAGAAGAUCUACAAGCGGCAGAAGUGAGGGGGCGUGCAAGCUGCAGCCGGUGGCGAGUGGCGACAGGCUGCUGCUGUUCCGGUGCCUCACAGCGCACCGCAGCACGCCGCUCAAAAUUUACCCUGUUUUUCCUGAACGAUUGCGAGAUUCUUUCCUGAUGAGAUUGCACCUGACUCUUGGCCCGCGGUGCUGAAACCGCCGGCGGCGGCUCCCCAGCUACUGCUUUGGCAAGCCCCUUGCUGCUGCUGCUGCUGUGGGAUUCAGCACAAGAUUUCAUGUGAAUGGCGCUUCACAU